UGGAAUAUUGCAUUUCGUCACAACGGGUUUUUCUCUACGAAAAUAAAGACUUUUUGGCGAACGACGACGGGACCCGCCGGGAUUUGUGUGUAGCCUCAGAUAGAGAGUAAAAAAAUCGAAGAAAUUCUUUUUGAAAUUUACGGCUUGUAAAAAAUUGGAAAUACAAAAUAAUGCAGUGCACCAUUCGUAAUGUACUUGUGGGUGCCAUUAAGACUCCUUUGCGUUCAAAUGGUGCCAUACUGGGAGCCUUAAAUGGUCGCUUUUACUCCACAACACACGAAGCCGAUUUGGUGGUUAUCGGUUCGGGACCCGGUGGUUAUGUGGCCGCCAUCAAAGCUGCCCAAUUGGGCAUGAAGACUGUUAGUGUUGAAAAGAACCCCACUUUGGGUGGUACCUGCCUCAAUGUUGGUUGCAUUCCCUCAAAAGCACUUCUCAAUAAUUCUCACUACUAUCAUAUGGCCCACUCUGGCGAUUUAGCCAAUCGUGGUAUUGUGUGCAGUGAUGUCACUCUGGAUCUUGAUAAAUUGAUGGUUCAAAAGAGCAAUGCCGUCAAAGCUUUGACCGGAGGCAUUGUGCAAUUGUUCAAAAAGAACAAGGUAACACAAUUGACCGGCUUUGGCACCAUAACCUCGCCCAAUAAGGUACAAGUGAAAAAAGAUGAUGGCUCUGUGGAGACGGUACAAACCAAAAAUAUUAUGAUUGCCACCGGCUCCGAGGUUACACCCUUCCCUGGCAUUGAAAUCGACGAAGAGGUUAUUGUCUCAUCCACCGGCGCUUUGGCCUUGAGAAAGGUGCCCGAGAAAAUGAUUGUUAUUGGCGCUGGUGUCAUUGGUUUGGAAUUGGGCUCGGUAUGGUCUCGCUUGGGAGCUGAAGUAACCGCUGUUGAAUUCAUGGACACCAUUGGUGGUGUGGGCAUUGAUGGUGAAGUUUCUAAAACUUUCCAAAAAGUCUUGACCAAGCAAGGCUUGAAGUUCAAGACUGGCACUAAGGUGAUGUCUGCCACCCGCAGUGGUGAUACCGUUACUGUACAAGUUGAAAAUGCCAAAUCUGGUGAAAAGGAAGAAUUAACCUGUGACGCUCUAUUGGUAUCGGUUGGUCGUCGUCCCUACACCGAAGGUUUGGGCUUGGAGAACGUUGGCAUUGUUAAGGACGACAGGGGACGUGUACCAGUCAAUGAUCAUUUCCAAACUACUGUACCUAGUAUUUAUGCCAUUGGCGAUUGCAUUCAUGGUCCCAUGUUGGCUCACAAAGCCGAAGAUGAGGGUAUCAUUUGUGUGGAAGGAAUGUUGGGAGGCCAUGUUCACAUUGAUUACAAUUGUGUACCUUCUGUAGUGUAUACUCAUCCCGAAGUUGCGUGGGUGGGCAAAUCGGAGGAGGCUUUGAAACAGGAAGGUGUUGAAUUCAAAGUAGGCAAAUUCCCAUUCUUGGCUAAUUCACGUGCCAAGACCAACAAUGAAACUGAUGGCUUUGUUAAGGUGUUGGCUGAUAAGGCUACCGAUCGUGUGCUGGGCACACACAUCAUUGGACCCUCGGCUGGUGAACUUAUUAACGAAGCUGUCUUGGCCAUGGAAUAUGGUGCUUCUGCCGAAGAUGUUGCCCGUGUCUGCCAUGCCCAUCCUACCUGUGCUGAAGCUUUGCGCGAAGCCAACGUUGCUGCUGCCUUCGGCAAACCCAUCAACUUUUAAGUUAGGGUAUUGCAAUUUCUCACACUUUACAUACAUCUCCACACGUCUCACGUCCUCUCCCCUUUACAAAGGCCUUAAUUUAUUAAAAAAAAAGAAAAGGAACUUUAGAAACUGAAACGAUAUCACGAUCGUCUAUCUCUUUGUAAUUUAUUUCAGCCUUUAUUUCAAGUUUUUUUUUUUUUUU
This is a messenger RNA of Stomoxys calcitrans (stable fly), 1869 nucleotides long. Its product is annotated as dihydrolipoyl dehydrogenase, mitochondrial. Gene Ontology annotation, cellular component: mitochondrion; oxoglutarate dehydrogenase complex. Bases 171 to 1685 code for a protein of 504 amino acids. Gene Ontology annotation, molecular function: flavin adenine dinucleotide binding; dihydrolipoyl dehydrogenase (NADH) activity. The transcript is spliced from 5 exons. Lineage: Eukaryota; Metazoa; Arthropoda; Insecta; Diptera; Muscidae. The record is from RefSeq and is a predicted model, not a curated record.